This is a messenger RNA of Ziziphus jujuba (common jujube), 1380 nucleotides long. RefSeq names its product (S)-coclaurine N-methyltransferase. The transcript has 9 exons. The coding region runs from base 129 to 1262 and encodes 377 amino acids. The record is from RefSeq and is a predicted model, not a curated record. Lineage: Eukaryota; Viridiplantae; Streptophyta; Magnoliopsida; Rosales; Rhamnaceae.
AUGUGGGGCUUGCUUGAUCUAUCAUCAAAAUAAUAGAAAUAAAUUAUCAAGAAGGUGGAAAAUCAAUUCUACAACAAAUGAUGUAUUGAGAAGACAUACCAUAAAGAUGGCGAGAGCAAGGGCCAAGUAUGUUGGCCAGGACAUUUCAAUUAUUGAUGGCACUAUGCGAUGCAACGAUGAGACUGAUGCUAACUUGGCUGCAACGCAACCUUCUACCUGAUGCUGUCAUAAGAAGGCUCAUCCGCAUGUUCAUAGCCAGUCGUCUACGCUAUAGUUAUCAGCCUUUAUGUCAACUUCAACUUUCCCAACUCCUCCAUUUUGUACACUCGCUGAAACAGGUACCAAUAACUUUAAGGACAGGUCCACAUCCAGAACAUUACCCUUAUGCAUUACCAACAUCUUUCUUCAAGCUAAUCCUUGGAAAGAAUCUCAAACUCAGUUGUUGUUACUUCGCGGAUGAGCGUAGUAGUUUAGAGGAUGCAGAAAAGGCAAUGUUGGAACUCUACUGUGAGAGGGCCCAGAUAAAAGAUGGACAGAGUAUUCUGGAUAUUGGAUGUGGAUGGGGAUCACUCUGCCUCUACAUUGCACAGAAACACAACAACUGCAGGGUUACCGGGAUCACAGACUCAGGUUCACAGAAAGCGUAUAUUGACGAGCUGUGUCGGGAUCUUGAGCUACAGAACUUAGAGAUCAUUGUUGCUGAUGUUUGUACAUUUGAAAUGGAUGCUUCAUAUGAUCGAUUAAUUUCCGUUGAAACAUUUGAGCAUAUUAAGAACUAUAAAGAUCUUCUCAAGAAAAUAUCAGGGUGGAUGAAGCCGGAUAGUCUUUUGUUUGUUCAUCAUAUCUGCCAUAAGGCAUUUGCUUACCACUUUGAGGAUGUCAAUGAAGGUGGCUGGCUCACUAAGUAUGACUGGCUCUGCAGGGACGUCUUAGUUGGUAGUACAAUGCUUUCAGCAAAUCUACUACUUUAUUUUCAGGACGAUGUUUCUGUUGUCAAUCAUUGGCUUGUGAAUGGGAAACAUAAUGCACAGACAGGUAACGAGUGGCUCAAAAGAAUGGAUCACAACAUUUCUUCCAUAAAACCAAUUAUGGAGUCAACUUAUGGCAGUGAUUCCGCUGUGAAGUGGACUGUUUAUUGGAGAACAUUCUUUAUAUUUAUCACUGAAUUAUUUGGAUACAAUAAUGGAGAAGAGUGGAUGGUUGCCCAUUUGCUAUUCAAAAAGAAAAUGAUAGAACCAAGGCAAUCCAGUGGAAAAUUUUAAGAAAUGUCGAGAUUAUAGCAUAUCUUAGUUGUUUGAGAGGACUGUUUACUAUUUACUUUUGGAAACUAUUUUCUCAACAAAAAAAAAAAAAAAAGAAAAAGAAAGCUUAUUCAUCUUA